This is a messenger RNA of Nothobranchius furzeri (turquoise killifish), 851 nucleotides long. RefSeq names its product hairy-related 5 (gene her5). The record is from RefSeq and is a predicted model, not a curated record. NCBI's taxonomy places the organism in Eukaryota, Metazoa, Chordata, Actinopteri, Cyprinodontiformes, Nothobranchiidae. Gene Ontology annotation, cellular component: nucleus. Gene Ontology annotation, molecular function: protein dimerization activity; RNA polymerase II cis-regulatory region sequence-specific DNA binding; DNA-binding transcription factor activity, RNA polymerase II-specific. Gene Ontology annotation, biological process: regulation of transcription by RNA polymerase II; regulation of neurogenesis; anterior/posterior pattern specification.
GUUGUUGUUGUAAUGAUGACGCAGGAGGGGCGUGUCCUGGGGGCUGGGGAGGGUCCGCAGGUAGGAAAAACAAACUCCAAACGCGCGUUUCUUGGUGGUUGGAUGACGCGGAGCUGCAGCAUGAAGUCUUUAUCUUCAGCCGAGGCUCCGAAACUGAAGUCCAGGAGGAAGGUGCCCAAACCUCUGAUGGAGAAACGCAGACGGGAGCGCAUCAACAGCAGCUUGGAGUGUUUGAGACUUCUGAUGCUGGAAAACACCCAGAACGAGAAACUGAAGAAUCCGAAGGUGGAGAAGGCGGAGAUUCUGGAGAGUGUGGUGGAGUUCCUGAGUACAGAGAAGGUUGAGAGGAGCCACCAGGGUGUGAGAGAGGUUAUGUCCGGGAGUCAGAGGUCCAGCGGUCUCCAGCAGAGCUACCAUGACGGGAUGAGGUCCUGUCUGCUGAGAGUCAGCCAGUUCAUCAGCAGUAAGAGCCGAGACCCGGAGCAGAGCGGCUCGGCCCGCGGACGCCUCGCGCUGUCCGAGCCGCUGGCGGCCUCCUCCGGACUCCUCCACAGCUCUCCAGUCCCAGCCUCCCUGUCUCCUGCUCCGCAACACCUCACACUGCAGCCCGGAUCCAGCAAGCUGUCCCCCUCCGCCACCGCACCAGUCACGGCGCACGUCAGCGAUCCGGUGUGGAGGCCCUGGCCCAUGUGACGCGGAACUUGUCAUUUGAUUGAUUCUGUUUGCACAACCUGAACCUUUUUGCACACCGUUUACAUUUAAUAGUCCCGAGUUUGAUGUGUGUUGUUGUUUCGAGUUUUUUCCCCCUACUUUUGUACUCAUGAAUAAAAGAAAAAAUGUGCGUAAAAAUA